UGAAUUAUCAUCACUGUGGAGAAUUUAUAUUUUUUUCGAGGGCUGGGAUGAAAGAAGCAAGCAUAGCUUUAUUAAUUGUAUUUUCAUUAAUAAUGUGAAUAUUUCAAAACAAGUUGGUGCAAAAGUAUUAGAUUGAAAUAUUGCAAAUAUUGUGUAAAUAGCUCUACAAAUAAUUUAAUAAAAUGUAAAAUAUUUUAGUGUUAUAAAAAUAAAACAUUACUAGUGCUUCGUACAAAGAAAAGAAAGCAAAAAAACAAAGUUGAAGAGUCAAAAGGAAACAAAACAAAAAAUAAAGAGAAAUUAGCAAAAAAUUACGUCGUGUGGUGCCUCUUUUAUAAUUUUUACCCUUUUCUUUUAAUUUUUGUCAUCAUUUAUUUUAUAUUUGAAAUAAAAUAAUAAAUAUUUGUGGCAAUAAAUAAAAACAUAAUAGUACGAGUAGAUAAAUAUAAUUGUGUAUGCGACUAGCAUAUUGAAAUAAUAUAAAAGGGCCAAUCAAACAAGACUCAAGUAAAAAAUACGUGUUAUUUGUUGUUUUACUUGAGAUUUGAAUUCCCUUGCUUUUUGUACCCGACCGACCAACAAACAUAAAAUAAAAAAAGAAAAAAACGAACGAAUAACUAUUGUUGGUUGCUGAACAAACUAUUUUAGUCAUCAUGGAUAUUGUAGAUGUCGAUGAGGCACUUAAAGAUGAUUCCUUUAUAUUUCUUGAAGACAAAACACACGACGAUAUAUCGAAUAUAUUGCAACAAUGGAAAAGUAAUAAUGGUAUACCGCCUUCGAAUAACACCUCCCAUCAGCCACAGCAACAAGAACAAGCUUAUAAAUAUGAUUCCAGAACAUUCACGCGACCCAAACGGAAAUCUGCUCAAAAUCUUGAACUACAAUUCACAAAUUCUACGAAUGCUCCGCAAUAUCAGCCAAAUAAUCAACACCAGCAAAAUAUGAUUAAUACACAACCUGAUAAUCCAAUGCUUAAUCUUGAAAUUGGUGGUUUGGUCACAAAUAUGCAUAAAUCAUUCUUACAAGACACAUCACCGCCACCAUUUGCUUCCAUGGACGCAUCAAUGGAUCGUAUGAACAAUUCCCUAAUAACUUCCGCAGAUUUUUCGAAUAUAAAUUUUUUACAAUCUACCAACUGCAUGGAUUUUGGUGGUCCAGAUGCGGUUGGAUUUACUAAUUUUAAUCUAACUGGUAAAGUAACAAGUGAAGGUUAUAGCCUAAGUGACAUGAUUAGAGAUCGAAAGGCUCUUGAAUCACUGACUAUGUCGAGUGAUGGAACUUUAAUAAAAGACUCACAUAUUGGGCAAAUCGAUGACAUUUCACUGACGCUUAGUAAAACGGCUUCGGGUUGUAGUACAAUGGACAACUCAACAGAAAGCGUCGAGGCUAUUAAUCGCACAGUAGAAAUCAUUAACAGCAACAUGGAUCGAACAUUCAAUGGUGGCGUGCAAUUAGAAUUGGCCACAUGCCAUGGAUCAAAAACGAUAGGGAAUAAUAGCAGUGGUAGCCAAAUUCCGAGUGCUCUUCAGCGAACCAUGGUUCUGUCAGACGAAAUGAUUGGUGAUAUCACCUAUAAUUUGGUUGAGAACAGUAUGUACGCUAGCAUACCUUCGGAACAAGCUAGUGUGACUCAAAACUUUGGAGAAACACACAAUUCGGAACAAUCUCUUAGUGUGACUCAAAACUUUGGAGAAAUACAAAAUUCAUCAAAUGAGAAUACAUCCAAGCCUGCUUCAGUUUUAGAUGAAACCAUAUGCUUAUCAACAGGUGGUGGAGGUGGUGAUAGUGGCACAGCAAACAUUAAAGCCGGAAACUCAACAUUCGACUGUCAGAAUAUUACUCCAGAUACGCGCUGUGAAACACCUGAGGGUGUAGAAAAGAACACUGCAGCAAUGAAGUAUUACGAGUCUACUCCCCAUGCAUCAAGUGUACGUUACAAUAAACAUCAUUAUACACCAACGCUGAAAAUGGUUUGUGAUGUUAAUAUAUCGCCAAUUGUAGGAACACCAACCAAUGCUCCACAUAAUGCCACAAGAGUUCUCAAUGAUACUUUUGAAAAUGAUCAACAUAGAUUAAACAAGACUAACAACAUCAUCAAUACGAACACAUUUUCAGGUAAAUUACCUUUAAUGACCACUGUUGAAAUGAUCGAAAACAUUGAAAAUCCUACAUUCGAUAAGACUUUCAAACGUUUGGAACAGCCGAGCCCAGCUUCGCUUGAAAUGAAGAACGUAAUGGAUUUAGCCCAAGCAGAAGCUAAUCUACUGGCAUCGAAUAACAACGAAGAAGAGUUUGAUCACAUGUUAGAUGAAUUUAGUAGAGUGGAGCUGAACGCUGAGCAACUGAAAAUGAAAAAGUCAUUGGACUCAAUUAAGAGGCGUUUUAAUUAUGGCCCAAAUAGAGAAAAAUCGCAGCACAGAGAAAUAUCGCGUGAAGCUAAAGAUAUGCGUGAUAUGAUGAGAGUAUCUGCCGACAUAUUGGGGGAAGAAGAUCACUCUUCGAAAGAUUACCUUAAUAUGACCAUGGAUAUUGCAACACAAGACAAAGAUGAAUUUAAGAAGUCAAAAGAGCAUUUAGUGGAAUCCCCGCAUGCUUUAAGUGAAACGUCUUCUGAUGUGGUGAGGAGUCCCCUUAAAGAUUCUGUUACGACGAGUAGUAUUUCGGAUUCCAAAAUUUCAAAUGGUCUUAGUCUGUCUUCAGUAAGCAAUGCAAGUACUGGUGGUGAGCGCCUCUUGAGUCGGCGAAGUCGUUUGUAUGAUGACUUUAAUAUGUCCACAUUAUCAUCAAGCUCAAUGCAUGGUACUAAAGUAUCAUUGGGAUCAUCGUUUACCGUACACAAGGAAGGCGAUGUUAUAGGUGACAUUCGGCCGAAUAUAACAAAUGAGACUGAACACUUAAGUGGCCAAAAUCCACUGGAAAUGGUGCAAGAAAAGACUGAGUCAACGGCAGAAGAACUAUCUAAUGUGUCUAACCAAAUAUCUGAUAACGUUAAAGAAUCGUUAUCAACUGGCCAAUAUAGACUAGCAGAGAAACGAGAACGGGAUCGUGAUCGAUUUAAAACUAUUAAAAUAAAUAAAAAUCGCAAUGGCGACUCGGGCUGUGGGGAUGGUCUUUCGGGAUCGGAAUUAAAUGUGCCUUGUAUUGAUGACUAUGCUAUUGAAGUAAACGUUGAAAGUGCAGAAGAUUCCGAACAGUCGAAUCAAAGGUUUUCCAGACGUGAUCAGACAGCUUCCCCUGUUUUCAAUAAUAAUAAAUCAGAAGUGGAGAUGAAUAAUACGAAUAAAACAACAUCGAAAAUAAAUCCUAACUUCUUAACUUACAAGAAACCAAAAGAUAAACAACAACCUAAUAUUCGAAACUUGCCAGAGGUUGCACCCGCUCCUACUACCGCAUGCGUAGCACCGGAUGUAGCAUCCUCUAAGCCACGUUCGUUAUCUCGACCACGUUAUCUAAGCGGACUGACAAAGUUUUCCGCAGUUAGCAAAGCGACAUCGGCUGACGAACUGGAGAAAUCUAUUCCACGACAAACAAAUCUAAAUGCAACAACAUCUGCAUUGAAUGUUGGUCUCUCAAAGGGAUCAAGUGCGGCCAAUGUCUCAUUGAAUCGCACUCAAAUUGGUGGACCUACUGAAAAACAAUCUGGUGAACUUAAAAGCCCCAUGGGUAUCAAAUCAAAAUCGUUUCAUAACUUAUCAAGUCAUCACACAUAUGCCUCAGCUUCAAACAACACCACCGGGGGAGGCUUAACAACAACUAAAAGUUUUGGUCUUAAGAAACCAAGUGCUACUGGAAUUUCAACCGAAAAAUUGGCUAAAACAAAUCCAAAUCGAAAUUCAUGUUUGUUAAAUCCCAGCAGCAAUCAAACGCCAAUCAUGCAACAGAAAUCUGACGAAUCAGUAUUUAAAGUUCCGAAACUUGUAUCUGGCAUACGAGUUCCUGGAGCAGCAAUACAAGGUGGGCUAGCAGCAAAACGUGCUGGUUUGGUAAGGCCGUCUUCGGGUUACUAUAGUCUCACUGUUACAGCCAAAGGAGUCCAACCGGCAACAUCAGAUGCAGAUUGUGAUGCGGGUAGACACUCUCCUACAGAUAGUAUGUCGUCAGCAUCGUCAAGAGGUAGCGCUCAAAGUCUUAACAAAACUACGGUUGUUAAAUCAUCUGGAACCUCUAACAGUAGCAAUACGACGAAAACAAAUGCUACAGCGGCUCUUACAAAAAUCACAAUCGGUUCUACAGGUAUUCCAAAACCGUCUGGCCUUAGGCCGCCUUCAAAUAUAAAACGUAGUGGACUUCCAAGACCUUCGAGUUUUAUAAAAACUGAUAAAUAAAAUAAAUUAUUAUUUUAACAUUUCUUUUCCUAUAAGAAACUACAUUACGUUGCUCUCUUUUUAUCUCAUACACUUAUUUACGUUCUCAAAUAUGUUAGUAUGUCUAUAAAAACCAAACCCACUCCCCCUCCCCACAUUAUAACUUUAAGUAUGUACUAAACAAGUGUACUAAGUGAAAAACUCAGUUUUUGUCCAUUUACAUUAUUACUAAUUUCGUAAUUAUUAUAACGCAAAACUGAUACUCAAUCGGUCAAUCAAUUAUUAAUCCUACUAACUUUGGCUAAUUAUUAAUUUCGACUGUAUUUUUUGUAUGUCGCAUUUAUUAAAGAACAAAAAGAAAAAAAACCGUUACUUUUACAAUAUAAAAAUUAUAAAUUUGGUGUAUUGUAGAUUAUAUUCUGCUCAAAUACAGAAUUUAUAAAAUAUUUUUGAAAUUGUUAUAGAUAUGAAAAUUUAAAAUUAAAGAAAAGUUUGUUAAAGUUCCUGCCUUUAAACAAAAAAAUCAGGAAUAUUACAAAGAUAAUGUCCUUAAACACAAUUAGUGCUGCUCAGUUAAACGAAAGAAAACUAAGAAAAUGUAUUAAAUAUUGAAAUUAGUAUUUAUUUUUGAAAGACAAUUAAUUGAAUUGAAUAAAUAACAAAAUAAUCUCCCAUCGUUUAUAUAUACAAACAUAAUAUUAUUUUCCAAUUACUCCAAUAUACAAAUAUAUCUUGAGUGCCAAUUAUGAUUUCCUUGCUUAUUCACGCGAAAUUCAAAAAAUAUUACUUGUCCAAUGAACUUGAGGAGAACGAUAUAAAUAAAAUCAUAAAAAAGAAAAGAAAAACGUCGAUCUAACCUCAAGAGAAAUCCUAGAACAUUUCUUUAGUUAAGGAAAUAGUUUUUCCCUUUUACAUGCAUAUCUAUUAUUUUUGUUUGUAAGUUUUUAAAACAUAUAAAUAUUCAACUAUGUUAACUGAAUAAUUAUUAAUAUACAUACAUUGUAUUUUAUUUUAUAUUGCUAAAAUGUCAUAUUUAAUCCAUACACAAAUUGCCUUCUUAAAUACGAAUGAUAUACAUAUUAAAGAGCUUGUUAUAAAUUUGCUUUAAACACCCGUUUAUUAUUAUUUAUUUUUUCUUUUCAUCUUGUUGCUUAGAUUAUCUACAUACAUUACAAUACAUAUUAUUAAUUGGCAAAUUAUUGGCUUGUUAUUUAAAUCUCAUAGUCGUUAGUUAAUACAUCAUAAUAAACCUAAUCUCCAGAUGAUCAUUAAUACAUACAUAUUUAACCCAAUCAAAUCAAUUCAGUUUAGUUUUUUUUUAUUCUUAUGUAUUAUUUUUAAGUCUUUAUACUAAAUAAUAUUUUAUGCAUUGAUGCUGAAAAGCAUAUACAAUAAAAAAAACAUUAAAUAAAAUUGUAUAAAAAUACAAUUAUUUUUAUUUCGGA
This is a messenger RNA of Calliphora vicina (urban bluebottle blowfly), 5749 nucleotides long. It is a transcript of the gene ssp2, whose product is annotated as short spindle 2. Bases 654 to 4325 code for a protein of 1223 amino acids. The transcript has 7 exons. The record is from RefSeq and is a predicted model, not a curated record. Lineage: Eukaryota; Metazoa; Arthropoda; Insecta; Diptera; Calliphoridae.